ACUAACUUCCGGUGGGAGUGCUAAAAAGAAUUUAUUAAAAAAAUGUGAAAGUACUCUUGUUAAAAGUUAGCAUAACAAUUAAAAUAUAGCCGAUUUACAUGCAAUUAUGGACACAGGUGAGAAUAGUGAAUGGUUGUAUGAACUGUUAACAGAAGUGCAGCUUGAUCAGUUCUUCACCAAACUUAGAGAUGAUCUGCAAGUUACAAGGAUUGCCCACUUUGAUUAUGUCAAAACGGAGGAUCUGGAGAAAAUUGGUAUGGGAAAACCAGCCAUACGACGGCUCAUGGAUGCAAUUAAAAGAAAGAAAACAUCAUUACGUAAGAAGACAAUACUAGAUAAGAUUUUACCAAAAGUUCCAGAGAAAGCAGGAGGAAAGAAGUCAGGCAGUAACUCUCCACGGCUGUCUGGUUACAUGGAUCAAGCACUAACAUGUCUUAUAGCCGAAAACUCUCUAUUCUUAUAUGGUAAACUUGGGAAUGGAAGUUUUGGUGUGGUGAAGAAAGGUGAUUGGACCACACCAACAGGUCAAAAGAAACUGGUAGCUGUUAAGAUACUGAGGAAUGAUGCACUGGCGUUGCCAGGAGCAUUUGAAGAUUUUGUAAAGGAAGUGAACGUAAUGCAUCAUUUGGAUCAUGCAAACCUGAUCAGACUGUACGGUAUUGUCUUGUCAACUCCUCUAAUGAUGGUGACAGAGUUAGCUCCCCUGGGUGCUCUUAUAGAUUUUUUACGGAAGGAGCAGGAUAGAAUACUGGUGUCAGAGUUGUGUGACUAUGCCAUACAAGUAGCACAGGGUAUGAACUACCUGGAGACAAAGCGAUUCAUACAUAGAGAUCUGGCCUGUAGAAAUGUGCUGCUUAUGUCAAGGGAAAAGAUAAAGAUUGGAGACUUUGGUUUGAUGCGUGCUCUACCCAGUCAAGAGGACCAUUAUGUGAUGCAGGAACACAAGAAAGUGCCUUUUGCUUGGUGUGCACCAGAGAGUUUGAAGUCGCGCCAGUUUUCACAUGCCAGUGAUGCCUGGAUGUACGGUGUUACUCUUUGGGAAAUGUUCACACUGGGACAAGAGCCCUGGUUAGGAUACAAUGGUUCUCAGAUUUUACAUAAGAUAGAUGUAGAAGGAGAGAGAUUAUCAAAGCCAGAUCUGUGUCCUAGUGAAGUCUACCAGUUAAUGUUACAGUGCUGGGCCCAAAAACCUGCAGACAGACCGUCGUUUCUAGUCCUGAAGGAUUUCCUAUGUGAGACUGAUGGAAAACUGAAGGUGCGACCGAUGGAUGUUAAAGCAUUACAAAAUUUCAAUGAAGACGGCAAACUUGUUGUGGAAGAGGGGGAUCAUAUAAUUGUGAUAGAGGGGAGACCAGACUGUUACUGGUGGAAAGGUCAGAAUAAGCGGACACAUUUGGUGGGAAAGUUUCCACGUAAUCUUGUGAACACCCAACGGAGAAAAUGUGGUACAGACAUCAGUAAACCAUUGAAGAACAGUUUUAUACAUACAGGUCAUGGUGACCCAGGUGGGAAAUCCUGGGGGAACGCUGAAUAUAUUGAUGAGGUAUAUUUACGUAAUCCAAUGGAGCCACCAGACUUGCAUGGACAGGCUCCACCACAGGACUCCCCAGAGGAUUUACAUUUGGAAAAACUGAAAAGACCAUUUGGUUAUGCAUCUAGUCGACAGUUCAACUACUCCAAGUUUCAGAAUGAACCAAACACUGAGGAACCUGUGUAUGCAAGAUCCCACAAAGUUGCCAACACCAGUCAAGACACCCGUGACCUCGAAAGGUCGUGGCCCAUGACAUCUGGUCAUACAAAGGUUUACCGUAAAGAAAGCAAUGAAAAGCCCCUUAUAGAUUUAAGUGACGAUACAGAUGGAGGAUCAGGGGCAAAUAACUCAAAUAAAGCUGCAACUCCAAGUGAGAUUUCCUCCCUUUUUGACAGUUUAUUAACUGGAACAUCCUCUCCUUAUGGAAACUUGGUUCUCCCUCAACCCCUUAUUCGGGAUUCAGGUUCCCAGCAAGACCCUUUUGAAAUAAACACUGUGAGUGCAUAUAGUAGAACUUCAAAGUCUGCAGAUGCAGACGUUAAAGUGAAACAAACACAUCCUCAAAGACAAACUCCGCCUUCACGAUCAAAACCUAUUGUGUACAGACGAACAACUUCAAUUGACAGCCAGCAUAGUCAAGACAGCUGGCAAAGCUUUUCUCCUCCGAAAUGUACAGGAAUCAAACUACCACCAGAAUACAAAAAACGUGAUAAUACUGGUUCUUCUGACACAGCUAGUGUUCAUUCCGCUUACGCACCGGCACCUGCCAAAGUUGAAAAUAGGGACAGAAAAGUUCAUUCCGCGAGUACCAGUCCUAAUAUACCGUCAACGCCAACAAAAACACAAUCAACAAAAGCUGUUCUUGAAGAGUUAUUUUCAAAAGGAAGGACGAAUGUUGCAAACAAAAAUUUACUGAAAAGUCAAAAUGUUCCAAGUCAAAGUGUAGCUGAUAAUCCCCCUCAUCAAACGAAAAAUGUUGAUAAAGCAUUUGAUUGGUUGAAUGAUGCUCUAAAUAAUUUUUCUCUAAAUAAAACUGGGAAAGCUGGUUCUGACCCAGCUUUAGCAGGAACCUCUGAUAAACCUUUUUAUGAUCAAGUGCCAGAUGAAAUGUCCUAUAGCCCACCUGCACAGCCAAAAGCAUAUCAGCAGAUGUCGUCUGCUAACCAGCAAGUUUUGACUGCAAGGGGACAGUAUCCUGUUCAGUACUGUUCAGUACCUCAGGAAGAUAAUAUCAUGAAUAAUGAAAGACCAAAUUUUAUUCCGAAAUACGAUGAAGUUCCACGGUUCGAUGAUCCAAAUGACGUGAAAUUACCAAUACCAAAAGACAUUUAUUCGCCACAGAGUACGACUUCUACCUACUCUGACUGGGAUGAUUUCGAUUCAGAUUUUGAUGAUGAAGAUGAGCAGACAGUAAAAGGUGCAGCAGCUGGAAAUGGAGUGCGGACUUCCCCGCCCCCGCUUCCUCCAAGAGACUACAGUAGUGCAGGACACGUCGGUCAGUCAGAUCAUGAUAAUGAAAGGGGAAAGAAAGUGGUAAAACCAAAUAUAUUUCCCAUUGUCCAAGAUGGACACCAGUUAAGUCAUACACAUUAUUUUCUCAUUCCAGCUAAAGGUGAAGAAGACUGUCACAGCAGAUCUAGGCGAACCACUGCUGAAGUUCGGCCGUUUUCCAUUGAUGGCAAUCAGGUGGCACCGGCUGAACAGCAUAGCUCUUCUCUUCAUGACUAUCAAAAUUUUGAAACUUUGCAAGUGCUGCCACGUGAAAUGUGUCAAGACCCAAAAUCUAAAACAGCACGUUCCUCUGAGGAUCUGUAUCGCAGAUCAAAACAUAGUCCAGGACACGAGCAUUCCUGGUCAAACCAGGCUGUUGACGUUACUCAGUCAUACCCUAAUGCAGCCAGACAUAGUCAAUACAAAAGAUCUUACUCCCAUAAUCCUGAUAUUUCAGCGUCCGAUGUGAACUGGCGUCGAGAAAAAAUAACUGCCUUACAGGAAGCCGUAAUAGGUCUGACAGAUGAAGAAUGUCACGCGGCUCUCUGUCAUUGCAACGGAAAUGUUGAGAAAGCAAUAAAACAUUUAAAAAUAGAACAGUUAUUUCGUCUAGGUCUGGCACCUAGAGAUUAUUGUCAAAGACUACUAGUUGAUACACGAUGGAAUCUGGAGGAUGCAAGUUCUGCAAUGAUUGAUAAUUAUAGAUCUGGUAAAAAAGUGUCGAUGGAAAGUGCUGUUUGAAAUUGUUAUAAUUUGGAAGUGUUGUGCUAAAAUAAUUUUAGUGAAAAUAGUGUCUGGAGGAAAGUGCUGUAUGUAAAUGAAACACUGAAAAUGAGGUUUCCAAAAACAUUACUGCCUGUGUCUGACUACCCUUGUUUUGAUAUUAAUCAUAUGGCAAUUACAAUCUUGCAAUAUUGGAACAUCAUGCAGAAAUCAAAUGAUAUUGUACACUUCCAGGUUUUUUAGCUUGACUGGAGCUUUAGUAUUCACCCAUUCAUUAGCAUCCGGGUCCGCAUCUAUAUCCGGUUCUUGCUAAGUUUUUGUAUGUAAUCUUUUAUCUCAUUAAUCACUAGUAUGAGUAGACUGAAACUUCACACACUUGUUCACUGAAAUGAUCUGACAUGCACUGCACAGGUUCCAUAAUUCUAUUAUGUAUUUUUACAUCCAUAAUUCUAUUAUGUAUUUUUACAAAGGUAAGCCCUGAUUGGACUUAGCAGUUUUUGGUUAAGUCUUUGUAUUUAAGCUGGUGUCUCAGUACCUGCUAGUGGGAAUGGAAUGAAAGUUUUGCUUACUGUAUUGUGAUGAUCUGACAUACUAUGCACAGGUUUCAUAACUACAGUUUGCAUUUCUACAAAGCUAUUCCCCCUUUUUUUUUAACCAUACAAAUUUUGGUUAAGUUUUUGUAUGUAAGCUGGUAUCUUAUUAACCACUACUGGGAAUGAAUUGAAACAUAAAAUUAUUAUAUCAUAAUUUGAUACAUAUAAAGUUCCUUAGAAAAAAAUGUUUGAAGUAGGAAGAACAUACAGAAGUUCCACUUUUUGGAAAGCCAUAAUAUAGUUAAAAUUGUAUAUCAAACUUGCUAAUGUUAAAAUUCGGGUCAUCUAGUCCCAUUAAUUACGGUCCUCCCUAAACAGUGUUUAAGUCAUGCAUGGACAUGGACAUGCUGUGACUGUGUGUUGAAGUAAAUUUGAAAUCCAGUUGUGAAAUUCCUAUGUAUUUACAUCAUGAUGUGUUGAAAUAAAAUAGAUACAGUAUUAAAUGCAUACAAAAGUAAAUGAAAACAGUGAACAAAAUGCUUUCCCAGUUGAUGUGUACUAAAAUGUAUAUGAAAUACAUGUCCUAUUUUUACAUGUUCAUAUGUAUGAGGCGAUGGCAACACUCGUAGCAAAAAUCACCUACACUUAGUAUCAUUUUUUAUGCAAGUUUUGUUGACAGAAUGUCAUUGAUAUUAACGCAGGAGUAGAAAAUAUUAUGUCUGGUAUUUGACCUUUGCAUGAAGUCAGUUUGAAGACUGGACAAUUUUAAGAUCUGGUUUUGACCUUGUCUGUCUGCACCAGGUUUUUGAUACUCUGACAUUAAUGUUUUGACUUUGACCAGAAGUCAAUGAGGAGAAAAUGUAAUUUUUUUGUCAUUUUGAACUGAAGUUCUUGUUCUGAUCUUGACCUGAAACGUUUGAGGUUUAGACAUAGUUUGACCUUGACCUUAAGUCAGUAUGAGGAAGCCCAUUACCAAAAAUUAGUGAGUGAAUGAUCCAGCUUUCAUCUUGACCUAGAGAUAAUACAAGUCCUUGCUGUUGGUACCCCGAUGUGCAAGGGAUGUUUUCUAUAGAUCUGGGCAUAAUUUUGCUUUGUUUGUGAUAUUUGUACAUGAAAUAAACAGUAUUUUGUAUAUGUGGUUUCAUUUAAAUUGCUUUAUUAUGUAUUGUGAUACUAUGUGGAUUUCUUAGCCAGUACACUGUUUGUGACAGAUUUCUUUUACAAGCACUUUUCAUAUUGUCAGCCAUUUUACACGUACAAGUCAUGUUGAGUUUUCAUUGUUAGGCAUAGUGACUGUAAAUGUUUCUGUUAUAUGUGAACUAUUGUUUACAGAUUUUAAAACAAUUUUUGCAUUUUGGAAAUUUUUGUGUUUUAACUUUAAGUUAGUACUAUACAAGAAAAAGUAUAAACUUUUGUCAGUUUGGAUAGGGAAGAUUUACACAAUGCCAAAAAUAAUUGUACACUGCAUCUUACUUUUGGAUGUGUAUAUUUGAUUUUAGUGUCUUAUGAAGUGGUUUUUUUAUUUUCAUUUCUUUUCAUUUUCACAGACACAAACAUUUUAGGAUAGAAUCACUAUUGUAGGCUUCUAUUAAUACUAUGGAAAUAGUUUUUGGAGUGCCCCUUACAGCAUGUUACAAUAAUUUUAUCUUGGUGGAUCUUGUAUUAAGAGAAAAAAAAAGAAAUGAGUCAAAAUUAGGAAAAGGACAAGGGACAUGUAAGCCUUAAAUGGCAUACACAGUGUCAAAAAUUUCCAAAACCAACAUUGUUUUCUACCAGACUGUUUAUCUUCUUCACUGAAUUUACAUACUCUUGAACUAAAUCAGAUUUUAUUUGUACAGACAUGUACAAGAUGACUGAAUAAUGCUGAAAUCACUUGCUUUUUAUGCCCCCGAAGGGAGGCAUAUUAGUUUUCAACUGUCUGUCCGUUCGUUCGUCACGUUAGCUUUUUGCAUGAAGGCACUUUACUCGUGAACCACUGCACCCAGGACCUUCAGACUUCACACGCUUAUAGUACUUAUUGAGUUCACGACCUCUAAUGACAUUGGGGUCACCAGGUCAAGGUCACAGGGGCCAAUGUUAACUUUUUGCAUAAAGGCAUUUUCCCUGCGAACCACUGCACCCAGGACCUUCAAACUUCACAUGCUGAUAGUACUUACUGAGAACACGAUCCCUCCUGACUUUGGGGUCACCAGGUCAAAGGUCAAGGUCACAGGGGCCAAUGUUAACUUUUUGCAUAAAGGCAUUUUCCCUGCAAACCACUGCACCUAGGACCUUCAAACUUCACAUGCUGAUAGUACUUAUUGAGUACACGACCCCUAUUGACUUUGGGGUCACCAGGUCAAAGGUCAAGGUCACCAGGUCAAAGGCCAAGGCGCUGCAGGGGCAUUUGUCACCAUUAGUGACAGCUCUUGUUUAAAAAGGAAUGUGGCCUUUUUUCCGUAUUAAAUACAUACAGAGUUUUUAGGAGAGAGCAGACAAAGACUGCAAGGGUGUUUUGGACCAGAAAUUAUGAUCAGUUUUUGGAUAGUGUCGAUAGCUGUGCCUAUAUUUUUUUCAGGUACUUGCAACAGUUAUAAAUAAAUUGCAAAAUAAAACAUGCAGUUUAAUAAAACCAUCAUUGUUGAUGAAAGGUAACUUAGAAGGUAUACAAUUGAGAGACAGUUUUCUGGCAGUUUUUUGGGGGCUAAAAGUGAACCUUCUCUUCUGAACUUGUGCUGAUGUAAAUCAUACUGGAUAUAAAAUACAAGUGACCAAGUACUGCAGUGGCAAUACAGAAGUCCCCCUACUGGUGGAAAACUUUCAAUAGUUACCUUGACCUUUGACCGACAAGCAUAGGUCAUUGUCUCAUCAUGGGGAACAUUUGUGUGUAGCAUUAAGAUAAUCCAUCGAUGCAUAUAAAAGUUAUUUUUACUUGACCUUCAAUAGUGACCUUGACCUUUGACCUACAAGCAUAUGUCAUGUACUUGCAUAAUCUACAUAUUGCCGUCUAUUCACAUACCAAGUUUUAUGAACCUAGCUUGAAUACUUUUUGAGUAAUUGCAUGAUUCAGAUUUGCGGACAGACUGAUGGAUGGACAGACAGACGGAGGGCAUUUGUAAUAGUUCCUAAUAGGUCAUUUUAUAACCAGUUGUAUUUACUAUUGAAAAUGUUGAAAGCUGUUGGAAAUAAUAAUGUUUAUAAACCACUGCUUGAAAAUGGUGGUGACAUCCAACAAAGGAAAUACUGUUUUUAUUCCUGUUUACACUGCUAAAUGCUUUACUUUAAUCAACAUAAUAUUAUAUUUUCGUAGUUUUGACCAAAGUGGCUAUUCCUUGUGAAAAUAUUCUUUGAUAAAUAAAUGAAUGAAAUUUUUUUUAUUUCACUGAGAUUCAGUUUCAAGGAUUAAUGAAAACACAACUUGCAUGAAAAUUAGUCCUCUUUUUAGCUCACCUGAGCAAUGCUCAUGUGAGUUUUUCUGAUCGCUCGAUGUCCGGCGUCUAUCAUCUGUCAACAUUUAGCUUGUGUAUGCAAUAGAGGCUGUAUUUUUCAAUUAAUCUUCAUGAAUAUUGGUCAGAACGAUAACCUUGAUGAAAUCUAGGCCGAGUUCGAAAAUGGGUCAUCUUGGGUCAAAAACUAGGUCACUAGGUCAAAUCAAAGAAAAACUUUGUGUAUGCGAUAGAGGCUGUAUUUUUCAAUUAAUCUUCAUGAAUAUUGGUCAGAAUGAUAACCUUGAUGAAAUCUAGGCCGAGUUCGAAAAUGGGUCAUCUCGGGUCAAAAACUAGGUCACUAGGUCAAAUCAAAGAAAAACCUUGUGUAUGGGAUAGAGGCUGUAUUUUUCAAUUGAUCUUCAUGAAUAUUGGUCAGAAUGAUUGCCUUGAUGAAAUCUAGGCCGAGUUGAAAAUGGGUCAUCUCGGGUCAAAAACUAGGUCACUAGGUCAAAUCAAAGAAAAACCUUGUGUAUGCAAUAGAGGCUGUAUUUUUCAAUUAUUCUUCAUGAAUAUUGGUCAGAAUGAUAACCUUGAUGACAUCUAGGCCGAGUUCGAAAAUGGGUCAUCUCGGGUUAAAAACUAGGUCACUAGGUCAAAUCAAAGAAAAACCUUGUGUAUGCGAUAGAGGCUGUAUUUUUUAAUUGAUCUUCAUGAAUAUUGGUCAGAAUGAUUGCCCUGAUGAAAUCUAGGCCGAAUCCGAAAAUGGGUCAUCUCGGGUCAAAAACUAGGUCACUAGGUCAAAUCAAAGAAAAACCUUGUGUAUGCAAUAGAGGCGGUAUUUUUCAAUUGAUCUUCAUGAAUUUUGGUCAGAAUGAUUACCUUGAUGAAAUCUAGGCCGAGUUCGAAAAUGGGUCAACUGGGGUCAAAAACUAGGUCACUAGGUCAAAUUAAGGAAAAACCUUGUGUAUGCGAUAGAGGCUGUAUUUUUCAACUGAUCGUCAUGAAAUUUAGCCAGAAUGAUUACCUUGAUAAAAUCUAGGCCGAGUUCGAAAAUGGGUCAUCUGGGGUCAAAAACUAGGUCACUAGAUCAAAUCGAAGAAAAACAUUGUGUAUGCAAUAGAGGAUGUAGUUUUCAAUUGAUCUUCAUGAAAUUUGGUCAGAGUGAUUGCCUUGAUGAAAUCUAGGUCGAGUUUGAAUAUGGGUUAUCUGAGGUCAAAAACUAGGUCACUAGGUCAAAUUAAAGAAAAAUCUUGUGUAUGCGAUAGAGACUGUUUUUUUUCAAUUGAUUUUUAUGAAAUUUGGUCAGGAUGAUUGCCUUAAUGAAAUCUAGGUCGAAUUUGAAUAUGGGUCAUCUGAGGUCAAAAACUAGGUCACUUGGUCAAAUCAAAGAAAAAACUUGUGUAUGUGAUAGAGGCUGUAUUUUUCAAUUGAUCUUCAUGAAUUUUGGUCAGAAUGAUUGCCUUGAUAAAAUCUAGGUCGAGUUUGAACAUGGGUCAUCUAGGGUCAAAAACUAGGUAAUAUCUAAGAAAAUGCUUGUUUUAUCGCAAGAGACCAAUUUUUUGGUCCAAUCUUAAUGAAAAUUGGUCAGAAUAUUUGUUUCCAUGAAAUCACUAGGUCAAACAUAUUUUACACUGUUAUGGUGUGUUUCUUAGGUGAGCGACCUAGGGCCAUCUUGUAUAGAAUACCUUUCUAUAUACAGUAACCGUGUUCAUGUUAGGACCUUGAGCAAUUAUCUUGACCAUUGACUGGCAAGCCGUUCAAGAUUCAGGAGGUGUUUUAGUACAUCAGUAAUUAAUUUUCAGUUGUUUUUUUACAGUAUUUGACUGAUUAGUGAAAUAAAUAUGUGUUGAAGAUGGAAUGGUCAUAUAGCAAAAAGUAUGUACUGCCGAUUUAUAUAAGGAGUCGUGUAUUAAAUAUAAAUUGACAGUCCAUAGUCUGUGCUAUAUGACCUAUCUAUACUCGACAUGUUUACAAGGGUAAUAAUUUAACAAUUUAGAAAUAAAACUGAAUAUAAUGGUUUUAUAUGACUGCCUGUGUAAGACAGGGUUUUCCCAAGCCCAAGGGAUAGCAUGGGAUGGAAAAUCGAAUGCAAGGGAGGUUUUUUGUCCAAGCUGUCCCCGAGGGUUGAGAAAACAUCUGGCUAACUCAGGCAGACAUUUAAGGUCAUUUUUCUUGCCUGCCAUAAGUACAACUGCAACAUUUUCAAAGAUAUUGUAGAUCAAAAAUCCCUCGUACAUUUUGACAUUGUAAAAUGACAAAAUAAUGCGAGUAUGGGCAUGUGUAGCUUAUCUUUUCCCUGUCUGGAUAACCCUACCUUUCCUGGCUGGGUAGGAAAGAAAAUCAAUUCGUGACGACCCUGUUGUAAUGCAAACUUCAGGUCUCAGGCAGUAGUUUCAACUAUUUACCUGCAAGCCGUUCUGUAAGUGUAUAAUGUUAAUAAAAGAUUUUCAUUAUUAUAGAUUUAUUUGAAAACUGCCUCUUGCAUAAAUAUUGUGUGUUCACUUUCUUCCCUGUAUCCCUAGCAAUUUAUCAGUAUGAUAUUGCAAGCAGUGAUAGUUUACCAUUAGUGCUCCAUUCUUAUGCAAUAUUAAACUGUAGAUUUAAUUCAUACUCAGUAUGUAUUAUUUUGAACUAGUACACAAAUAUGAAUAAUUGUUUUUAUCUUGUUGAAUGUCCACUUGUUUUUGAGUGUGUACAUCAGUCUAGUGAAAUUUAAAGGUUGGGAGACCCGUCUUAAAACUCGGGAGACCAGUCUUAACACUUCGGAUUGUCAUUGGUUUAUUUAAAGGACAGCCAGUUAGAUGGUGGACUUCUGAGACUUCUAGAUUAGCUUUUGGCAGCCAGUGUAAAUGUUGUGCUUUAUUCAAGUAUUUAUUUAUAGAUUUCAAGAUAUUGAAAAAAAUGAAAAUUGUUUCUGGUAAGCAGUGCUAGUAUUUCAGUUUAAUAUGGGAGUGGGUACAUAGUUAUUGCAGAACUUUGCUUUUAAUUCUUCAUUCUGAUUUGAAUUUUGUGAUUUACAGAGUAAUACCUUGAUGCAGAUCUUGUGUAUACACUAUGUUAAUACACAGGUUAAAAAACUUUAGAUGAUUACAGGAAUGGACAGAUACUAACAAUUUUCUUGAUAUUACAUAUUGUUCCAUGUUACAUUAGCAUUCGUCAGCUGGUACUAGCAUAUCACUUUCCAUUACAAAAUCUUCAGACAAGCUAAAAUCGCAAACAAAGAAUAUGUAAUUCAAAGAAAUUGUCAUUACCAGUCAACCACUAAAAAUAUUGUUUAUCCGUGCAUUAAUUGUGAAGGAUCUGUAGUUUCAUACAAAGUUUUUGUCAGAUAAGAUUUCUUUUCUAUUUCCAAGUGCUUGAGUUUUGUUUGUGCCAUUUUGUAUGUCUAUAUAUAAAUGCAGAAUCAUUGAAAAUUUUAUAUAGAAAUAUAUUUGAACUGUUGUUUAUUUGUUAAGGUUUGAAUACUUGAUUUUAAAUACUGUUAAUUUUACACAAUUUUUGUAACAGUAAAUAAAAAGCUAAAGUUCUUAAACUAUGA
Messenger RNA from Mercenaria mercenaria, 11223 nucleotides. Its product is annotated as activated CDC42 kinase 1-like. The transcript is spliced from 14 exons. Bases 107 to 3763 code for a protein of 1218 amino acids. Gene Ontology annotation, biological process: protein phosphorylation. Gene Ontology annotation, molecular function: protein tyrosine kinase activity; protein binding; ATP binding. NCBI's taxonomy places the organism in Eukaryota, Metazoa, Mollusca, Bivalvia, Venerida, Veneridae. The record is from RefSeq and is a predicted model, not a curated record.